AUGAAUUUUUCGCCGGCGGUGCUGUUGCUGGUCUUGUCAAAUGUGCACACGAGUUUCAACCUGAAGACCACUUUUAAAGGUGGAUACAUCGGUGGGAAAAAGUACUGUAUAAGAAGGUUCAACAACUUCUUACCGACAUAUGUUAUAAAACAGAUCUUUACAGAACUCGAGUAUGAUCCGGCGCUGACCACAGAAACGAUAGACAAGCAGGGAUGGUUACACACCGGUGACGUCGGUCGAUGGCUGCCAGAUGGUAACCUGCAAAUCAUAGACCGUAAGAAUCAAAUUUUCAAGAUAGCACAGGGAGAUUACAUCGCCCUUGCGAAGAUCGAAAGCAUUUACCAGUAUUGCAAAUGUGUGUCUGAAGUGUUCGUCGACGGCCGACCGAUGGGUCACUACACUGUGGCGGUCGUAGUUCCGGAAGUGGACGUAGCUCGAAAGUGGACCGAGGAACGACGUCUCAGAUGCGGAAUGGUGGACCUGUGCCAGGACGAUGGGUUCAUCGCCUACGUGCUCGAGCAAAUGCAUCAGGUGGGCAAGGAUCACGGCCUGAAAUCGAUAGAGCAGGUCAAGUACAUAUCUUUGUGCCCAAAUUCUUUCGCCUUCAUCGACGGCUUGCUGACGCCAACGCUGAAGGUCAGAAGGAGACAGAUGCGCCAGCAUUUCUCUACCGUACUAGAAGAACUAUAUGCUCGGGGCUGA
This is a messenger RNA of Soboliphyme baturini, 702 nucleotides long. The record is from the annotation of a GenBank genome assembly. NCBI's taxonomy places the organism in Eukaryota, Metazoa, Nematoda, Enoplea, Dioctophymatida, Soboliphymatidae.